Zeugodacus cucurbitae (melon fly) is the source of this 933-nucleotide messenger RNA. Its product is annotated as serine protease 1. The transcript is spliced from 2 exons. Gene Ontology annotation, molecular function: serine-type endopeptidase activity. NCBI's taxonomy places the organism in Eukaryota, Metazoa, Arthropoda, Insecta, Diptera, Tephritidae. The record is from RefSeq and is a predicted model, not a curated record. The coding region runs from base 38 to 859 and encodes 273 amino acids. Gene Ontology annotation, biological process: proteolysis.
GAUUGAGAAAGUAUCAUUAGCUCUUCAGUGUCGCAACAUGAAGUUCCUAGUAGUUUUCACUUUGCUCUUGGCUUCGGCCUACGCUUCGCCAGUACUCUACCAACGUACGUUGGAUGUACCCGUUGUGGAGGACAGUUUAGAAGGACGCAUCACCAACGGUCAGCUGGCCGCUCCUGGUCAGUUCCCGUAUCAAGUUGGACUCUCCUUGAAAUUGAACGUUCUCUCGUCAGCCUGGUGUGGUGGUUCUUUGAUUGGCAACUCAUGGGUCCUCACUGCUGCUCACUGUACCGAUGGUGUUAAAUCCAUAACUGUUUACUUGGGUGCAACUGUCCGUACAUCGGCCGAAAUUCAAUUCACCGUAUCCAAGAGCGACAUUAUCAUCCAUGAAGAAUGGGAUGCCGAAAAACUGAAAAAUGAUAUUUCUCUUAUCAGAAUUCCAUCAGUUUCCUACUCCAGCCGUGUACAACCGGUGAAAUUGCCCUCAAUCUCGAACUCCUACUCUACCUAUGUUGGCGAAACUGCUGUUGCCUCCGGUUGGGGACGCAUCAGCGAUUCUGCAUCUGGUGUGACAAAUGAUUUGCGUUAUGCUGUCGUGCAAGUGGUUGCCAACUCUGUCUGCGCCAAUACUUAUGGUUCCUCGGUUGUGUAUCCAUCUACAUUGUGUAUCUCUACCGCCGGCGGUAUCUCCACUUGCAAUGGUGACUCUGGUGGCCCAUUGGUUGCAUCCUACUCCAACGUACAGAUCGGUUUGACUUCAUACGGUGCUCGUGCUGGCUGCGCUAAGGGUUAUCCAGCUGCAUUCACCCGUGUCACCAGCUACUUGGAUUGGAUUAAAUCCAACACCGGCAUUUCUGCUUAAGUUUUUUGUUCUGACAUACUCGUCUAUAUGGAAAAUGGUUAUAAAUUGAAUAAAGCAUACUUUGAAACAAAAAA